CCAAAACCUAACCCCCUACUUAGUGCUAGAACCACUGCGUUUUCUUCCGUACCAUCUGCAACUACCAUUUACCAUCUGUCGCAACUGCAGCUACCAUCUAUUCGCUUUACGCUAGAAUCAUACCAUCAGAAGCGCAAUACUCGCCUGCAGCUACGAGCCAGCGUCACAAUGAUAAAGCGUCGCGACUAUCGCAUGCUGCAUGCCGAAGAUGGCCCCGCGGCUGCCUCCAGCGACGAAUCGAGUUCGUCGAGCGACGACGACGGCGCCGCGUCGUCAGAGGAAGAGGAGGUGCACGAAGGGGGGAGUGGGGAGAGUGAGGGGGGAGAGAGGGAGGGGGAAGGUGAUGAGAGUGGAGCGAGUGAGAGUGACACAGACGAAGAGGAGGAGGAGGAGGAGGAGGAGGGAGGAGCAGGGGGGGUGUCUUCUCAGUGGGAGGAGCUGGUGUCAGAGGAGGAGAGGGAGAGAGAGGAGGAGAGGAGGAGGAAGAAGAGGAGGAAGAAGGGGGGGAAGACUGGGAGUAGUGAGAGUGAUGGCAGCACCACUGACGAGAGCAGGCGAGGGGGAGGAGGGAGAAGAGGACGGGGAGGGGGAUGAGGAAGAAGAGGGAGUGGUGGAGGGAGAGAAAGACGGGGAGGGAGGGGGGAGGGGGAAAAGCGGAAGAGGAAAGCAAAGGCGAAGGAGAGGAGGGGCAGGGAGAAAAGAAAUGCAUUUAAAGACUUGGAUUUUGGGGCAGAGGGGGAGAUGGUGAUAAGAGUGGUGGGGCAGGGAGGGGGGGGAGGGGGCGGUGUGCUGCGGUGCAGAGUGUGCCCUCGGGUGCUCUGUGUGAACAGUGACAACAUGAAGAAACACCUGGCGUCCAAGAAACACGUGGCAGCAGCGGUGCGGCACGAGAGGGGCGAGUCUAAGGUGAUGGUGAACAGCGAUGGGGAGGUGGAGGCGAUAGGAGAGACCCAUGCAGAGAGAUUCGAACGCACCAAAGCUGC
Molecule: messenger RNA, 983 nt
Organism: Closterium sp. NIES-67
Lineage: Eukaryota; Viridiplantae; Streptophyta; Zygnematophyceae; Desmidiales; Closteriaceae
Source: the annotation of a GenBank genome assembly